This is a messenger RNA of Bursaphelenchus xylophilus (pine wood nematode), 1411 nucleotides long. The record is from the annotation of a GenBank genome assembly. Lineage: Eukaryota; Metazoa; Nematoda; Chromadorea; Rhabditida; Aphelenchoididae.
AUGAGAAAUGUCGAGUUGAUCACCGUCAUUGCAAUCGCCAGUGUGGUGAGGACCUGGAAUUACCUUGAAAGCACGUACAACAACAAACAAUAAGAAUAAACUUCCAACAAAGGCAAACGAAAACGCGGCAGCAAUAUGAGACUGAGGAAAAAAACGCAACAGGUUGAAAAGCUACCUACCGUAAGAAUGUGUUUUCGCUGCGGGAUGCAGAUGCGUAAACAACGCAAAAAGAAUGGAAAGAAAGGACGCACCAAAAAUUUGGCGCGUAACAUUUUUUUGUCAACAAAGAGAGCGAGCGCAAGGAAGAGGAAGAGAAGAGGCGCGAAAAAGGAAAAGGCGCGAUGUUUAGAGUUUGAAAUGGUUGCGAAAUCGGAAAGGAAAGGACGUGCUUCGUUUUAUUUUUUUUUUGUGUAAUAAGCGGCAUGUUUUGAAAUUUUAGGCCAUGGAGAACAUCCGUCCUCCCACUGCCGUCCACAAUCCCAAAAAUCCUUUCGUCAGAUUCAUCUUUUUUUUCGUCGAGAUCACUGAGGUAUGUUGUUUGAAAAAGAAUUUUAUUGUUUUAUGUUUGAGGAUUGCAGUGAAAUACUAUUCCGGGAGAUCAGAAAGAUGGAAGGUAACCUUCAUCACGUCCUACCGUCGGCCCUUCUCGAUGCUCAAAGGAGGAAACGGGCAAGGUAGGAAUGAUUACGUUUAUUUCUUUCUCGGUUUAGAUUUGAAAAAGAACGUGGCCCAGAAGCUCGAAAUCAUGCAGAAGCAGAAGCCAUUGCUCAGAUCCCCGGGCAAAAUACCGUCGGCCUUCUCGAUGCUCCUAAGACCAGGAACAGCAACAACCCCAACGUCCACUUGUUCAAUUAUGAGGUGAGUCAAGUUACGAGUUAUUUUUAUUGGUUUAGGAACACAACAACGACAUCUUGGAUGUGGUGUCCACACCACAAGAACGACAAGAAGCUCGUGACAGACUAUUUGGAGCCGCAGGUCGCAUGGCCUCCUUUUCUAGCACAGAUGACUUCGUCCACAUCGUCUUGCGGAAAAUCAGGAGAAAUUCAGCAGUUCGAAAAUCAAUGAACGUUGGACGACCUCAGGGCAACCGAUGCGAAAGACAUGAUCCUCUGUUCCGAUGCAUCCUUCGUCUUCGUCGACACCAUUGAGGUAUGUUGUUUAAGAAUGAAUUUUUAUUGGUGUUUAGUUCGAGGAUUGCAGUGAAAUAGUAUACCGGGAGAUUAGAAAGAUGGAAAGCAACCUGCACCACCUCCGUCUUUCCUGUAUACCACCUGAAUGGGGUUCAUGGAAAGCAUUGGCAAGCCCCUUGAAGAAGGAGAACUAUACACUGGAAAAGACUUGGUUAGCACCCCAUUUCGACGUUGACGUCGGCUCCGUUCAAAGAGAAGGAUACGUGUUACAUUUACAAUGA